AGUGAUUGAAGAGGGCCGGCAGCGGUGCGACGUGCGCGAGGCUCUGCUCAGCUCUUCCCAGCCCGCACCUGCACCGCGACGGCCCCGCUGUCCUGCCUGUCGCCGCUGCCCGUCAUGCUCGCGGCAAUGAUCUACGCGCUGUUCUUCUUGCUCGCCGCCGUCCACGCUGUUCCCCUGAGACGCGACGUGCACGAACGCGACGUGAUCAGCCCGCCGAUUACGAGUCCUGAUGCCAGCACGGUGUGGAAUGUAGGCGAGACGGUGACAGUGACUUGGAACCUGUCCGCUCUGCCACCGGACGUCAAUGUCACCGGAGCCAUAGGGAAGGUGGUGCUGGGUUACAGCACUUGGGACAGUGAGAAUCUGAUGAUUGAUAGUCCGCUGGCGCAGAGCUUCUUGCUCAGCGCCGGCCAGGUUUCAUUCACGGUGCCUUCUGUACCUACACGCACCAACUACAUCGUGGAUCUGUUCGGUGAUUCCGGAAACAUCAGCCCGAACUUCACUAUUAUUGGCACCUCGGACUCUUCAAGCGCUACUUCGACAGCGGCCACAUCUACUUCCGUAGCCGUGUCUGAAACGACCUCCGAGUCUGUUUCUGUGAUUGUCACGACUGAACUGUCGACGGCAGUGACUACCAUGCCGUCCAACACCGGCACUGCGUCAUCCGCGUACACGCCGUCUACUGCUGCGAGCGUGGAAACCUCUGCAUCCGGAUUCCCCGCAUCUUCUGCGGCUUCCGUGCCUACUGCAUCCGCGGCGUCCUCGGUCGCAGCUCCUACGUCCUCCUCAAGCUCGAUCUCCGCCGCGAGCGAUAACAGUGACACCAGUGGAGCGAUGUCGCUCAUGGGCUCAAGCUUCUUCCAUCCCUCGCUCGCAGCCGUCAUCGCGACCCUGUCCUUCAUCAUGCUGUGAUGAGGCUAGGCUACGCUGAUGGUUCGACCCCGAUGCCGAACCCGAGGAAGACAUGUAUAUGCUCAUGAUGUAGGGGGAGUUAUGACAGAGAAGUGGUUAUGAAUCUACGAUACGCCUUAGUUUUGAAUAGUCGAUGUCCGUCUGAGAUACCCUCGGACUACAUGCGUCUGCGUCAUGUUGACUGGCUGAACGCUGCUCGUCUGUAGUUAUGCUUGCGUUCCAUGUACUGUAACACUUUACGAUUCUUACGUCGAUAUGUUUGUUCUUCGCUUUCAAA
This is a messenger RNA of Rhodofomes roseus, 1189 nucleotides long. RefSeq lists its product as uncharacterized. The coding region runs from base 115 to 912 and encodes 265 amino acids. The record is from RefSeq and is a predicted model, not a curated record. The transcript is spliced from 5 exons. Lineage: Eukaryota; Fungi; Basidiomycota; Agaricomycetes; Polyporales; Fomitopsidaceae.